This is a messenger RNA of Meloidogyne enterolobii, 1452 nucleotides long. The record is from the annotation of a GenBank genome assembly. Lineage: Eukaryota; Metazoa; Nematoda; Chromadorea; Rhabditida; Meloidogynidae.
AUGAAGUGUUUGCUCCCCUUCCUUUGGAUUUUAUUAACAAUUUUUGUUUCUUGUACUAAUAGCACUUUAAAUGAGAAAAGUGAACUUGUUUUGGUCCAAGCUUUGUGGAGACACGGUGAUCGUUCACCCACAAAAACCUUCAAAACGGAUAAAUAUCAAGAGAAGGAUUGGCCUCAAGGAUGGGGACAAUUAACGCCUACAGGGAUGGCUCAACAUGUAGAGUUGGGAAGAAGACUUAGACAGCGUUAUAUAGAGGAAUUGAAAUUUGUUGGUCCUCGGUAUAAUAGUCACGAAAUUUAUGUUAGAAGUACUGACUGGAAUAGAACAUUAACUAGUGCUAUAUCGAAUUUUAUUGGCUUCUACGGCCCUGGAAAUGAUGAUGAAUACCCAAAGGAUUUGGGCGCAAACAAAUGGCCAGGAUGGUAUUUUCCAAUAGCUAUACAUUCACUCCCUGGAAACGAAGAUUUUAUGGCUCCUGGAGAAUCGGAAUGUAAACGAUUUGAACAAAUAAAAGAGCGGAUAACUUUAACAGAAGAAUACAACUCGACUUUGAUUAAAUAUAAAUGGCUACUCGAUUUUUUAAGUGAAAAGACUGGACAGAAUCUUGACCCUUUCGAUAUGUGGAUGAUUAACGAUGCUUUUUAUAUUGAGAAAUUAAAAGGGAAAAAAUUGGUAGACUGGGCAGAGGGGAACCAGACACUUUUGGAUACGAUUGUGGAACUUGACAAUUUACAAGAAAGAUGGAUGGUUGGGUUAGAUUUAAAACCUCUGGGUGAUGCCAACUUUCGCGAAGAACUUCCAAAAAUUUUGGGCGGGCCAAUCUUAUGGAAAUUUAUAACAAAUAUGCAGGAGAAGUUGGCUUGUUCAAAGCGGAUGAAUUCUGUAAAGGAAAUUGACAGAGAAAUGGAAGGAAGAAAAUCGCCAAUAGGGACGCCCUUGUGUAAAUGGAUGAACAAAAUGCGCUAUUUUGCGUACUCUGCGCACGAUAGCACAAUUAUUGCUAUUUUUGCAGCUUUGGGUCUAAACAAAACGAAUUAUGACGAGGAUGGUUACCCGAAGUACUCUACUUGUUUAACUUUUGAAUUGUGGAGGGAGAAGAAUACUGGUCAAUUUGAUGUUAAGGUGCUUUUAUGGAGACCUUACACUAACGAGACUUCCCCUAAAGAAAUAACGACAGAUAUAGAAGGCUGUCAAAGCAAUUCAACCUUAGAAAAAUUUGUUGAAAGAUCAAAGCCUUAUCAAAUGCUGCCUUCACCCAAAGACUAUUGUUCACAACUUCUACAACCCCUAAAUAAUGCUGCACGUUUGUUAAUUCAGUGGAAAUUGAAAAUGUAAGAUUUUUUAAAAUAUUUAUUAAGAUUUUUAGGCUCAUUCUAAUGGGAAUUCCUUCAAUUGUUGCUAAUGUUGUAUAGAGAAGUUUUUUGUUUUUGGAAAUUAUUUUUAAAAGGUUUU